This is a messenger RNA of Penicillium paradoxum, 1626 nucleotides long. Its product is annotated as amino acid permease. The transcript has 8 exons. Gene Ontology annotation, biological process: amino acid transmembrane transport. The record is from RefSeq and is a predicted model, not a curated record. Bases 1 to 1626 code for a protein of 541 amino acids. Gene Ontology annotation, molecular function: amino acid transmembrane transporter activity. Gene Ontology annotation, cellular component: membrane. Lineage: Eukaryota; Fungi; Ascomycota; Eurotiomycetes; Eurotiales; Aspergillaceae.
AUGGAUAAAUCAAAUCCAGGCCACGUCACAUACAGAGGGCAUGUGCAAGAUGCCGAUACGAAGAGCUUCCAAUCGGGGGAAGUCCCCCAUAUGGAUGAAGAGAUCGCGACCGAUCCUAUGUCGGCGCCCUUGAAGCGAAAGCUAAAGUCCAGACAUCUGCAGAUGAUUGCCAUUGGAGGCAUUAUCGGCCCCGGUCUACUGGUGAGCUCUGGAAAGGCAUUGCACGAUGGUGGGCCAGCAGGAUCUUUGAUCAGCUUUUCGCUGGUCGGCAUCAUCGUCUUCUUCGUUAUGCAAUCGCUUGGUGAGAUGGCUACCCUGAUCCCUGUCACCGGCUCAUUUACCGAGUAUGCCGAGCGCUUUAUUGAUGAUUCCCUUGCAUUUGCUCUGGGAUGGGCGUACUGGUACUUGUGGGUGACGGUUCUCGCAAAUGAAUAUAACGCGAUAUCACUCGUGAUUGGAUACUGGACAGAUGCUGUUCCCCAAUGGGGAUGGAUCUUAAUCUUCUGGGUGAUGUUCCUGGGCCUCUCAAACCUGGGGAUCUUGGCAUAUGGCGAGAUGGAAUUCUGGCUCUCCCUGAUCAAGGUGUUGGCGUUAAUCGUCUUUUUCAUUCUCGCGAUUAUCAUCAGCGCAGGAGGCAUUGGACCACGCGCUAUCGGCUUUAAGCAUUGGCAUGACCCUGGCGCCUUUGCAGACUCAAUCAAUGGAGUUGCGAAGACAUUCGUUGUUGCAGGCACGCUGUAUGCCGGCACUGAGAUGGUUGGUAUCACUGCUGGAGAAUCGGAUAAUCCUCAAAAGGCAGUUCCAAAGGCUAUCAGACAGGUCUUCUGGCGCAUCGUGAUUUUCUAUGUCGGUACUAUCUUCUUCAUUGGAAUGCUCAUCCCAUGGAACGACGAGAGACUUUUGGCUGCAUCGUCCAAGACGGCCAGCUCUCCCUUGACAAUCUCGCUGGAGGAUGCCGGAAUUCUCCCCGCCGCCCACCUCAUUAAUGCUCUCAUCGUGAUCAGUGUGAUCUCCGCCGGAAACAGCUCGCUUUAUGUGGCAUCCAGAACCCUAAUUUUCAUGGCUCGCAACAGAAAAGCACCGAAGUUCAUCGGCCGCACGAAUCGCCUCGGAGUACCAUGGGUUGGCUUAGUAUUCACAAAUAUCUUUGCAUGCAUCGUGUUCUUGGAGCAGUCUUCCAGUGCUGGAAGGGUUUACUCCGCACUAAUCACCCUUUCAGGAGUCGCUACGUUUAUCGUUUGGUCUGUGAUAGGAAUCGCACAUAUCCGAUUCCGCAAAGCACUGGUCGCGCAAGGCCAAGACCCAGCCAAGCUCCCAUUCAAAGCACUUUUCUACCCAUACGGUACCUAUCUGGCGUUGGCAGCCAAUGUCUUCCUCGUUUUCUUCCAAGGAUACACUUGCUUCCUGAAUCCUUUCAGCUCGACAGACUUUGUGAUCAACUAUAUCCUUCUCCCUGUAUUCUUGAUCUUUGUCGUGGGGUACAAAUUCUGGAACAAGACAAAGCUGGUCCGACUUGAAGAUAUGGACAUUUGGACUGGACGAAGAAAUCCCAUGGAGUUCGAAGAGCCCGAGGCAGACAAGGAGCGGACAUGGUGGUCGCGCAUUUAUUCUGUCGUCAUAGGAUAG